Molecule: messenger RNA, 11788 nt
Organism: Lepisosteus oculatus (spotted gar)
Lineage: Eukaryota; Metazoa; Chordata; Actinopteri; Semionotiformes; Lepisosteidae
Source: RefSeq, a predicted model, not a curated record
GUACAACUGAGAAAUUUGUGUACUAAACUGGUAAGUAUAAAUACCAGUCAGGCAGGUCAAACGCUGACUUGCGAAUUAAUGGCGUGACGUCACGACGUACAGUACGCCUAAUGCGGUAGUGACAGGCGCUGUGGGGAGACGGGCUGGGAGCGUCUCUGUGAAGCAGGCAGUUUGGACAAACCCACCCGUUCACCUUCGCUGGCCGGGCCGCUAGAGCACGCAGGAAAGCCCGAGGCCCCUGGCAGACAUGGGGAACGCCGAAAGCGGCUGCGGAGGAGCCAGCGGCGACGAGGAGGAGUUGGAAACCGUGACCCCUGGCUUGGUGACGAACAGCCCGGCCUCGGGGGCUCCGGCGGGCGCCGGGGCCGGCGGGGGCAGCUCGGCAGCGGGCGGAAGAGGGGUGAGCGUCUCCCCGGGGCUCGUACCCUGCGGGGGGCUCCCGCCGCCCGACGCCCUCCUGGAGCAGGUGAAGCUCAGGGAGGCUGCCGCCCGCAUGAGCGACUCGUGGGUCGCCAUUUCGGAGUCGGUGCUGGCCCGGAACGAGAGCGCCCUGGUGCGCUGGCUGGAGGAGCGGCUGAGCCGGGCGGAGGAGUCGGUGACCCUGGAGCAGUUCUGCGAGAUGCUGGAGAGCCGCGACGCGCCGAGGGACGAGUGUGAGGAGGCGUUUGGGCAGUUUGAUGCCGAGGGGGAUGGCGUUGUUGACGUUGAGAACAUGCUGAUGGCUCUGAAGAACUGCAAUGGGGCAAACCUCCAGGGGGAGCUCAGUCACGUCAUCCGGCAGCUGCAGGCCUGCUCUCUCACUCCAGGCUUCGUUGAUAUUUUUUCCAAAUCGAAGGAUCGCCUUGGGCUCCAUGCCUCGAAGAUCUUGAAGUUCCUGCAUCGGAACAGGAUCCCCAGCAGUGCCAUUCCUUUCCCCAUGCUGGAGGGCUACAAUAGCAUUUGUGCGAUGAGGUCCUCUGUCGUCCAGGACUUCUUAGAUUUUCUCCUUCAGAAAGAGAAAGAUUUAGAUAUCCAGUACAGAGCUGAGCUCAGCCAGGAUCCAGAGGUCGACAAAGUGAAAAUUGUCACCCAGUGCUACAGCUUCAUAGAAGCCUCUUCGAAUGCUGCUGACAUUUACAAGAUGACUAAUGGGGAGACCAUGUCCUUUUGGCAAUCUGAUGGAAGUGCCCGAUCACACUGGAUAAGGUUGAAAAUGAAACCCGAUGUCGUAUUAAGACGCCUGGCGAUUGCAGUGGCUUCCAAUGACCACAGCUACAUGCCCCAGUUGGUGUCUGUGGCUGUAGGGAAGAACCGGCGGUCCAUGCAGGAAAUCCGGGAUAUUCGGAUUCCUAGUAACGUCACAGGAUACGUUGCACUUUUGGAAAAUGCCAAUAUCACCUACCCUUAUGUUCAGAUCAACAUCAAGCGCUGCCUGAGUGAUGGCUGUGACACACGGAUACAUGGCCUGAAGACCAUGGGCUAUCAGAUCACCAAGAACAAGGAGGUGUCUGUGUCUGAUGCUUCUGCUAUCUGGUAUCUGUCUCUUCUGACUUCUUUAGUGACGGCUUCCAUGGAGACCAACCCUGUGCUGGCGCAGACAGUCCUGCAGAGCACACAGAAAGCUUUGCAGCACAUGCCACCAUUGUCCUUAACUCCUGGAUCCACUGAGUUCCCCAAAUUCUUUUCGCCAAACAUUUUGGAGGAGGUGGAUGGAUUUCUUCUCAGAAUAGCGGACUGCUGUGUGACCCCUGAAACGGAGAUGACACUGCUGGCUUUUGCCCUGGCCCGGGGGAGUCUUGCCAAGGUGAUGAUGUCCCUGUCCAUCAUCAGUGACCAUCUGGGCACAGAGUACAGGGCCUCCUCUCUCAUCUCCUCCAUGGCUACAGUCAGACUCCAACUGCUGUAUAAGAAUGGGAAGCCUCUCCAGCUGAGGCUACAAGCCUGUGACGUGAAGGGGAAGGAGGAAAAAUCGGGGCCUGAGAACAUGCUGAUGGAUCCUCCUACUGCAGGGGAUGGUUUCCUCACAGAAAAUGGAAAGAAAAGAGCUAGCAUCAUCUUAUCAACAGAGGACCAAACAACCUUCCAGGUCACUCAGAUGAAGAUUAAAGUGCGAAAAGGAGCAAUUGGUGCCAAAUGUGGUCUGAUUUUUGCCUACAACGAGGCUGAAACAACAUUUGACGCAGAAAAGCACUUCAAAAGGUUUAAGAAGUAUGAUGCAUGGGACUUCAAUGAUUACCGUGAAUUUGUAAAAAAUAGCACGAGCCAGCGUUCAGAGCUGGGGGAGGAUGACCCUGUCGGCUGGUUUGAACUCGAGGAUGACUGGAAUGACGUGGAGGUCAAGCUGCAGCAGUGCUGCAUUACAAAGUACUUGAUGGUGAAAUUCCUAUGCACAAGACAGGAGACAGCCGAGCGUCUGGGAAUCCAGCAGCUAAGUUUUAGCGGAUACAUGCGGCCUGGAACUGAGCACAUAGACACGGAGAACCUGUACUUGCAAGGAGAGAAUGCAGAGUCUAGUGUGAUUUGCGGAGUUUCACUUAUACAGAAAACACUCUACUUCAUUCAGCAGCUUACACGUGACAUGGUGACUCAAGAAACAUCCAUGCUGAAACAGAAAUGUCUCCUGGACUUCAGUGGUCUGAAUCUAGAGCUGUUCUGGGACUUUUACAACAAACUCCUAAAAAACGAGGAGGUAGAGGCUGUGAAGACCCGGAUCUUGCUCCUGGAGCUCCUGCAGAGCUGUUUCCCUGUGCUGUCUGCCAGAGUCGCACCUGGAGCACCAGAUGGAGCCUCUUGCAGUGCAGAGCCGGAGCAGCCAGGGGCAGUGAAGGAGCUCUACACGCACCUCUGCCAAGUGGUGGAUAGCCCAGAAGGGGAGAGUGCUGUAGACAAAGCUCUGAGAAAAGAAGCUGUCAAGACUAUUCUGAAUGGAGCAGCUGUGUUCUUUCCUGACAAGCAGAGCAGGAGAGACAAGCUCUUUGUUAUGAUGAAAAAUAUCACAGCCGAUGAUCAGCCGGAGUCCACAAAGCUGAUGUUUGAGUCUCUUUGUAACUACUUCAGUGGUCAAGACCCCAGCGGUUUGCUGCUCCUUCCACCACAAGGUGCUCCUCCUGAUUUCGACACCAGUCCAGUUCUCAUGGUCAUGGACUCCAUGCUUUUGGUGGCAACCCGAGAGUGCGAGGUGAUGAUGGCAUGUGAGAGCAGUGGGCAGAGGAAGGUGCUGUUGUCCCUGUUCUGGGCUCUGCAGGGAAGCCUCCUGUCUUGGUGCUACCUCCAGCUCAAGGGAGGACCCAACAGUGCUGCUGAUCUUGCCAGGGAGAUCCUCCUUAAAUAUGUUGAUAGAUUCCUCUUGGGCACAAAGACUAUCCUGGUCUCCUUGUUGGAGAAGUACAGUGGAACAGAGAUCAUGGAGAGACUGAGCAGCUCUAUUCUGGCAACAACUACAAGACAACUGGCCAUUUUCCUGCUGGAGUUAUGCUCCUUGGAUAUCCCGCACAGUGUCCUAUUAAGAAGCUUUGCCUCUUUGGUAGAAUUACUCAAAGGCCUGUGUAGUGAAACCGAGGACAGCUUCUCCAAGGGGGAUCUGGAGAAUUGUCAACAGCCCCAGCAGCCUGUGGUGCUGAGGACAUGGGAGAUGGAGUCGCCACACAACUAUGAGAACAGCCGUCACGAGACAACCGGUUUUGUUUGUCCAGGGGCUACAUCCUUUGAAGUCGUUUUUGAUGACAGAUGUGAAACUGAAAAAAGGAAUCCUGUUAGAUACGACUACCUGGAGUUCACUGAUGCCAGGGGUGGAAAGGUUCGCUAUGAUAUGAAGGUUGGCACAGAGAAGUGGCCUAAGAAAGUUACUUUUAAGGCUGGUCCACAGCUGCAGUUUCUCUUCCACUCUGACAGCAGCAACAAUGAAUGGGGCUACAAGUUUACAGUUACAGCAUACGGCCUGCCUGAUGUCACUGUGUCCUGGGUAUCUGAUCUGCAGCUCCUAGUGUCCAGGUUAAUGGGUCGUCUGGCAUCUCGAACAAUGGCUCUGAAAUCUCCCUAUGAGAUCAGAAAUGUUAAAGAGCUCCCUGCUGGAAAGAUGUCGCAUAUUCUGAACUCCCCUCUGUGGAAGCCUCUCUUCCGACACGGGCUGCCUGAGGAAGACAGCUGCCCACCGUGCAGUACUGACAAGAAGAAGGUCAACGCUUGUUCCAGUGAAGAUUUCAAACAUUUCCUUGUUGACUUUGCCCACUGGGACCCCUCCAAAGAGCCCUCAGAUGCCAGGACUGGUCUCAUGAGAACACUCAUGCUUGCUUGUAAGAAGCAACCAUCCAGAAAUGAGAUUGCUGCCGGGUCAAAGGUCGACCAGGCUGUCAAUGCCAUCUGGGCGGUGAUGGUUUACCACACACCUGUUUUGCACGCUGCCCUUAGGAGCUAUGUUUCCCAAGGGGGUCAGGCUGUGCUAAGUGAAGAGUUUGUCCAGGUGUAUGCACUAGCUGAGGGGAUAAGAACCUGGAUGCUUGAAAUGAAACAAAGAUACCUGGUGGGAAAAAUGAGUCAGGCUGAUGAGAAAGACGAGGAUCUCUGUGAAGUCAAUAUGGAAUCUCUUGCGGAAAUCUGCAUCGAGAAAAGCCUGCUGCUUUUUAAAUUCAGCCCCGGUGGAGCUCAGACGCACGACGGGGAGCAUAGGAGGGAGGCAGGAGGCGCAGGGAGGGCUCCUCUGUUACUGCAGAGAUCAGUGUCCAUUUCUGAGGGAGAUUUCCAGGCCAGUGCCCCUUCUGCGUCGCAGGCCGACGCCCCAGAGGAUGCCUUGGUCUCGGAGCCAAGCCGCCCAGCCGCCGGAAUGGCACAGGAGAAGCUCGGGGGUGCCUUGUCUUCGGAUGCAAGCGAUUCCGCAGCUGCGGUCCCCAACAAAGGGUCCGCGGAGAGCCUUCCUCUUCAGGGUGGCGAGCCUGCCUCUCCUUCCACUCCGACUCGAAAGGCCCCUUUCAGCAAGGGCCGCCUGCGCCUUCUGUCCUUCAGGUCCAUGGAGGAGCCCAGAAUUGUCCCUUCUGUUAAGGAGAAGUAUCCCCUCUUGAAGCACAUCAUGGACUUCAUAAAGGACCAAGCCAUCAGUGAGACACAUGUCUUGCAGGUCCUUACUCUGAAGAUGACCCAGGCACGGAGUGUGUCGGAGGUGCUGAAGACCGUGUGCCAGUGUUUUGGGUCACUGGGGGAUCCUCACCUCUUCCAGGCCCCCUGUAUCCUCUUCCUGCAGGAGAUGCUGGCCUGUCAGAAGGAUUUUACAAGUUACUUUGCCCAGUUGGCUGGCAGUGGGCACAGGUUGCGAGAUGAAGUACGCCAGUCCUACCAUGACCUGGUCCUGAUAUUGGUGGAUGCAGUGCAGGGCUUCAGCAUCCUUGAUGACAAGUCUCUGCUCCCUGCUCUGUCUUGUGUGCAGACCUGCUUGCUUCAUCUGCUGGAUAUGUGCUGGGAAGUGCAAGAUCUUUCCUUGUUCCAGGAAAUUAAACUGCCGGACCUCCUUCUGACCAUGUCUCAGGAGAACAUUAGUGUUCAUGACAUUGCCAUCAGUCAGUGGACAGAGGAGGAUGAGAUCGCGGACUACGAGAGGAACUGCGAGUGGAUGGAUGAGUGCCAGGACGGGAUGUUUGAGCGGUGGUACGACAAGAUUGCUCAGGGAACUCCUGAAGACAGGAGAAAGAUGCACAUGUUCAUUGCUCGAUAUUGUGACCUGUUAAAUGUGGAAAUCUCUUGUGAUGGCUGUGAGAGGAUCGCACCCUGGCACCGAUAUCGCUGCCUGCAGUGUACCGACAUGGACCUGUGCAAAACAUGCUUCUUAAGUGGGGCUAAACCUGAGGGUCACGAGGAUGACCAUGAGAUGGUCAAUAUGGAGUACGCCUGUGACCACUGCCAGGGGCUGAUCGUCGGCAGCAGAAUCAACUGCAAUGUGUGUGAAGAUUUCGAUCUUUGCUACGGUUGUUACAAUGCAAAGAAAUACCCCGACAGCCAUUUGCCAACCCACCGCAUCACCGUCUAUCCCAUGGUGACUAUCCGGAUCAGUGAUCGUCACAGGCUCAUUCAGCCCUAUAUCCAUAACUACUCCUGGCUGCUGUUUGCCGCUCUGGCUCUUUACACCUCAGACCUCACCAGCGAGCAAGAGAUGGAGGGAGAAGCUCUGGACUCCCAAACUCUUGCUAGAGCCACAGCUCUGCAGACCCGCUGCUCUGAGCUCAUUGCAGACUGCCUGCUCAAAGGACAGACUGGCAAAGGCCUGAGAGCAUCGGCUCUCCUCUCGUUGUUGUCGCCCAAUGAUUCGGCUUCCGAGAGCGAGCUUUGCCCUGUCAGCACAGAGUCCAGCCAGGAGCUGAGCACUACGGAUUCCUCCUCCCUGCCUGGCAGCACUGCUGCAGUGUGCUCUCCACUACCUUCCCGGGACAAGAACAAGGACCACUCCCAGGAUGGAGAGCUAAAUCCUGUUCCCAAAGAAGCAUCCGGACUUGAGACUUCUAAUGACGCAGAGGGCAAGAAAAAGAGACUCUUGUCACAAGACACACUGGAUUCCGCUAGCUUCAGCCAGACACCCUCUGUAUCCAGCGAGGAUACCCUGUCCCCGGUCAUCAGAGGCUCUGAAUGCAGUGCAGAGACAGCAACCACACCCGUACUGGACUCGCAUGAGGUUUCCAAAGAGCAGGACGAGAAGACGGCCAGGGUUCCACUCCAAGAGCAUGUGUUUGCAGAGUGCUCCCGAGAGCGGAUUCUGGGAUUGCUGGCUGCUAUGCUGCCUCCAGCUAAACCAGGCUGCACCAUGUCACUGUUCAAUCUGAGGCCGAUCCUACCACUGCUGUUCCGGGUGGUGAUCUCCAAUGCAGGAUGCCUCAACGAGACCUACCACCUGACCCUGGGGCUCCUCGGUCAGCUGCUGCUCCGGAUUUCCCCAGCCGACUCCGAUGCCGCCGUUACCGAAGCCCUGGAGGACAAGUUUGUGCUGCUGGCUCAGGGAGAUGGUGCUCCACAUGCUGAUGGCUGGAAGACCACACAGCUUCUUUUCAGCCUGGGGGCCGUGUGUCUGGACAGCCGAAUUGGUCUGGACUGGGCUUGCUCCGUUGCAGAUAUUCUGCAGGAUCUUAAUGCUUGCGCUAAGUGGUGCGAUGUCAUUGCGGCCUUCACCAAUCACUGUGUCAAACAGCUGCCUCUGCAGCUCAAACGCACAAACCUCUUCACUCUUCUUGUGCUUGUCGGUUUCCCAGAGGUUUUGUGUAUGGGAACACACUCAAUUUUCAUUGAUAAUGCCAACGAGCAGCACAAUAUGAUCUUACUGAAGCACUUUACAGAGAAGAACCGGGCAGCUGUGGUGGAUGUCAAAACCCGCAAGAGAAGGACAGUGAAAGAUUAUCAGCUGGUACAGCCUCAUGAAUACGGUUGCACCCCUGAGACUCAUGCCAGGAAGCAGGCUCCACCUCAGUCUCAUCUCAGCCGCUACCUCCAUAGCUUCAUCAUGAUCAUCAGUCACCUGCUGCAGAACAACCUGGAGUGCAGCUCCAGUGAGGCUGUAGAGGCCACAUGGGUCUUAUCUCUUGCUCUUAAAGGCCUUUACAACAUUCUGAAGAAACACGGUGUUGAAGAGGCACAGGCAGCUAUUCAACAGUCAGGGCUAAUAAAACUACUGGUGAGAAAGUGCAGCAAGGGAACUGGAUUCAGCAAGAUGUGGCUCCUUCGGGAUCUUGAGAUCUUGUCUAUAAUGCUGUACUCCUCCAAGAAGGAAAUCAACUCGAUGGCUGAGGACACAGACACCGAGAACGAGGACAGGGAACAGGAGAAGGAGCCGGACUCUGAUCACUCCAGCUGUUGUGCAGAUGACCUGGACCCGAACAAACCAGACCCCCUGGAGGGCCUGGAUGAGGAGACGAAGAUUUGUUUCCAGAUAACUCAUGAUGCCCUCAAUGCCCCCCUACAUAUUCUGCGUGCCAUGUAUGAGCUGCAGAUGAAGAGAACAGACUCCUUCUUCCUGGAGGUGCAGAAGAGGUUCGACGGCGACAUGAUAAAGACAGAUGAGACAAUCCGCACGCUGGCACAGAAGUGGCAGCCUGCCAAGAGGACACGUUCAGGGGAGAGGAGCGCCAAGGCAGUGGACACUGACAUGAUUGUUAUGCCAUGUGUAUCCAAACCCAGCCGCUGUGAGAAGGCCACAGAGGAGACCAACAUGGUCACCCAGAAGCUGAUCACCAACACGGAGAGCGACCUGCAGAUGAGCUAUGCCAAGCAGCGACGCACCAAGAGCUCAGCCUUGCUGCACAAGGAGCUGGAUGCCCGCAGCAAUAAGUCGGUGCGGCAGUACCUGUUCAAGGUCAAUGAAGCCAUCGCCAUCCUUUAUGCCCGGCACGUGCUGGCCUCCCUGCUGGCAGAGUGGCCGGAAGGGGUAGCCAUGAGCGAAGAAGUGCUGGAGCUCAGCGGGGCCUCCCACAUGGCCUACAUUCUGGACAUGCUGAUGCAGCUGGAGGAGAAGCAGAUGUGGGAGAAGAUUCUGCAGAAAGUUCUCAAGGGCUGUAGCAAGAACAUGCUGGGAAGCCUGUCCCUCACGGCCUGUCAGUUCAUGGAAGAGCCAGGGAUGGCAGUGCAGGUCAGGGAAUCCAAGCACCCUUACGACAACAACACCAACUUUGAGGACAAGGUCCAUAUCCCUGGUGCCAUUUACCUGUCCAUUAAGUUUGAUUCCCGCUGCCACACUGAGGAAGGCUGCGACGAGCUGCUCAUGUCCAGCAGCAGCGAUUUCCUCCAGGACCACCACAACUUCAGUGGCUCACCGCAGAAGUGGACGGAUUUUGAAAUUCCAGGGGAUACCUUGUACUAUAGGUUCAUCUCUGACAUGAGCAACACAGAAUGGGGAUACAAGUUUACAGUUACUGGAGGCCACAGAGGCAGAUUCCAGACAGGGUUUGAGAUCUUGAAGCAGAUGUUGGCGGACGAGCAAACCCUUCUGGAUCUGCCAUUGGCCGACAUCUGGGAGUGGCAGGUGGGCGUGGCCUGCCGACAGACCGGAAAUCAACGCCUCAAAGCCAUUCAUUUAUUGUUGAGGAUUCUUCACUGCAGCUCCAACAGUGGCUGUGACCUGACUCUGCUGAGGCCACUGUGGCAGCUCUUCAGCACCAUGGAGAGCGGCUUGAGCCAGGACCCCACCAGUAUUAGUGUCCUGCUGCCUCUGCACCGCGCGCUCACAGAGCUGUUCUUCAUUGCAGAAAGCAGCGCUACAGAGCUGGGGGUUCUCCAGGAAUACCUGAUAGCCCUCACUACAGAUGAACAGCUCCACAUCCAUACAGUACAGGCACUGAAGAACAUUGCUGCUAUUAGCCUGGCCAUUAAUUACCCAAAUAGAUCAACAAAGCUACUGAAUGUGUCACCGUAAAUUGGAAAGAUCUGACAGAGCACCCAGAGAAGUUUGGAUGGCUGGGAAACGUACAGUGACGCCUCUUGAAUGUCUUCCAGUAAAUCUGACUUUGAAAGGGACACCAAACUGUGUCUGAAGUGAUUCAAGCAAUGUUUAUAUUAAAAAAGCAGAUUGGUUUGGAACUCAUUGCCUUGUCAUAUCACAGGAGCAGCCAGAUCGAGCUUUUUCUUCUGAGGCUUCUGACAGGCAGGUCACUGGCAUACAGAAUGUAAACUUGAAGAUGAUUUUCUGAACCAUAGUAAAGGUUCCAUAAGUAUCUCUAAUACUUAGCAUUUCAAAUAAAGAAAGCACUGCAGUCGAAUGGAAUUGCCUCUCAUCUCACUGACAGCAAAGUGUGUUAUUAAGUCACCGCAUUACUUUGUACUGUUCAGUGUCCAUCUCUUAUCUUCUUUAAACUUGCCUUCAAAAUAGCAAUCAGAAAUGUCUGCCUGUGCCAGAAGUACAGUUCACCCGUUUUUGAAAAUCUAGUUGUACAUUUUUCUUAGAUUUUCAAGUCUGUUCUAAAUAAAGUAUAUGUGCCAUAUUGCUAGAUAUUUUAAGAAUUUCUUUUAAAAAUGGUUUUACUAAUAGAUCAUUGUAAAAUCAGAUCCGCUUCUUUCACACAACAGGUGGUGCAGCCGAAAAACCACAGUGGUACACUUGGAAACUUAUUCAGGACGUAUGGACUAUCGUUUUUCACACCCUGUUUGAAUAUGGAAUCGGGAAAUAUUUGAUGUGCAUAUUUCUGUUUUAGUAUAAAAAUGUUUAGGAUAGAGUUGUUGUUCUGUCCUUACUAAAUUUAUAAAGGAGCUGAGUGAUAUGCAAAAAUAACGGACAUAAUAGUUCAUAUAAUAAGCAAACUGCAACAAAUGUAAGAAUACUGUUCAAACCUUCUCGGCACAAAUAUCUUGAGUAAACUUGAGUCGACUUUUUUUUCAUGAGGUCUUUCUUUCAUUUAGAUUAUCGGCUUUCACACACUAUUUGCUUUUUUUUUUAAUUCAUGACCACUGAAGUGAGACACUCUUAGUUUUAAGAAUUGCAUUUAGCAAUCCUAACCUUUACCUUAUGGAUAAUUUAUUUUUAUUAUGUAGAACCAUAACCUUGUUUUAAUCCUUUUAACUGCUACAGCCCAAGGUGUUAUUUCCUAAAAUUAUAUCUGAAUCGGGCACCCUGGCUCUUCUGAUGUAAACAGUUGGUUUAAAGCAAUCCAUCCUUAUGUGUUUUCCGGUAGGCUAGCAAAGACACAUGACGGAAAAAAUAUUCAUCUUUUCUUUUCUAGUUCUAAUAGUUCUACUGCUUGUGGAACAAGUCUCUUUGGGUAAAACAAUACUCACUUUAAAACCAAACUUGUUUGUUUGUCUUCACUUGGACAUGUGAACAGAAAGAGUUCAGAUGUUAUUCAGCGAAAAAAUGCAACAAUGUUUAUUUGACGUCUCUAGUGCUAUGAAUAACAUGCUCCCUUCAGAAUUGAUCUGACAUACAAAAAUUAAAAACUUGGCAUGUUGCUUUCCUUCACAGUGCACAUUGAAUAACCAAUAUCUUUAGAAAAGGGAACUUUUUUUUUUUACAGUGUUUUUCCAUGAUGGCGCAGGUGAAUUGCACUGAAGUUAUUUUUAUUUCUUUUUAAGGUAGUGGUCUUGGUUGUGUCCUUAGCUGCUUUAAUAAUAAAAUAACUUGGUUUAAUAUUCAUUUAAGGAAUUAAAAGAAAUGCCUAGCAAAACACAAGGGAAAAAACAAUGAUGUACAUACCAAAGAAAUAAUUACUGUCAAAUGUGUUCAAUUUGGAAUAUUAUAGAUUGAACUAUACUUUAGAGGCACUUUAUUGAUAGCCUGAAAUAUGAUUUAUAUUGUGGAUUAUGCACUUGGUGAUUGACAUGUCAACUGACAGAAGCUGCAGAGAUAACAGAUUUAACCCGUUUACAUAUCUGUUUAGUUAAGCGUUGUGUUAAUUUCUUCAGCCUCUCAGCACCUGAGUAGUCUUUGCUUAGGUAGUUUUAGGAGCAACUCGGUUGAAUUGAGAUACCCAACGCCACGUAUUUAAAUGUGCCUAAGGUUAUAAAAAUAAUUCUAAUUUAAUUUUCAUACCAUUGUAAAGGUUUAUCAUAUUUUUUCAAAAAAUACUUUGACAUUUUGACAGCUUUUCUAUCUUCUUGCUUUAUUAUUUUUAAGAUAGUUUAUACAGUUGGUAUUUCUUUGAAAAUGGCCAGAUUUAAAUGUACUGUAUAUAACUGUGAAUAUUGUUUAAUGCAGGAAUAAAUUAUACACGUUGAACCAGAAAGCUUUUCAUACUCUAAAUGUCAUAAUUUAAUAUAUCUUUUUGGUGAUGGGCUGAUGAAAACAUAUAUAAAUUGAAAAAAAGUAGCAUUUUUGAUUUUGUAUGUGCGAAAAGGUCCCAUUAAAAAAAUAAUCUGA